This is a messenger RNA of Anisakis simplex (herring worm), 375 nucleotides long. NCBI's taxonomy places the organism in Eukaryota, Metazoa, Nematoda, Chromadorea, Rhabditida, Anisakidae. The record is from the annotation of a GenBank genome assembly.
AUUCCUGGGAAGCCGUAUCGUUUCAUUGCCGAACGUGGUAUUAUGGGUGAUCGUGAUCAUGAUCAUGAUCCGCUGGCAUUACAGGUACCAGCACUACGCGCUGCACUCUACUCUUCCGAUUUGGAUAAACGAAAAAGCAUGCUUCGUUUGGUGAUCCGACUGACAAAAUUGGACUCGUGUGGUCCGGCUCUAGUCCCAUACUAUCGUCAGCUACUUCCACCCCUUAGUCAGCGAGUUACUCUGCAAAAUUCUCUAAUCAACUAUCAAUAUGGUGCCAGUCUCACAGAGCUAAUCGAGACCACAUUGGGUUGUCUAGAGCGGACUGGCGGACCGAACGCCUACAUCAACAUCAAAUACAUCAUACCAACCUAUCAA